Messenger RNA from Dicrocoelium dendriticum, 2951 nucleotides. NCBI's taxonomy places the organism in Eukaryota, Metazoa, Platyhelminthes, Trematoda, Plagiorchiida, Dicrocoeliidae. The record is from the annotation of a GenBank genome assembly.
GUUUUACUUUUCUGCCGUUGCUAGACCACGUAGACUUCCGCUCCGGUCGCGGCUUUUUUGUACUGCCUUCGCUUCCUGCAAUCCCAUGAGGAGGGCAAUCACCGAACCGGACCGUCUCCUCAAUGAGUAUAGUACCCAUUUGAAUGACAAUGGUGGCAUCAUGCUGGAUUCCGUACCCCAUUUGAUUGAUUUAAUGAAAUCCACGAACGGGAAGCUGGUUCCUAAAUGCAUCGCUCUUUGCAUUAUCUCAGCUUCGAUGCCAGAAAUCCAGCUUAGACUAUGUGGAGAGGGUGCCUGGGACAUCUUAUUAAAGUGGCUGCAAGAAGCGCUGAAAGAAGAUAAUUAUCCUUUCUUGCUUGAGCUACUGAACGUCUACCUUUCGUUGCCCGUCAGGCUGGAGCAUUUAACUCAGAACGUUUGCCCAAAGUUGAUCAAUUCACUCACAAAGCGUUGCGAACAUGAAGCUGUGAAAUCUCGGGCCAUGGAAAUAGUGAAAAAAUGGAAGGGUGUUAUCAGUACUGAUUCUAAGCAAAUUGGUAUAAAUGAUAAUAAAAUUAAAUGUGAGAAGGAACCCAAACCUGAAGAGUCUUUGCAAUCGGCUGAUUCAAAACACGGUAGAAAGCGACCCCGAACUGUUAAGGUGCCUCCCACGGUUAUGCGAACUGCGGGUGUCGAAGAAGAGGCCCAAACGCAACCGAAAUCCCGAUCGGAAGUACUUGCCAAGAAAGGUAAAGUGGAUUGCGAAACCAAGUCAAGUCCAGAAUCGUCUAUCGAGUCUAUUCACCAAAAGAUCACUGUUACACCAACGGAAACACGCAAAACCCCUGAAAUUCAUGAAAGCCCAGAUUUUAUUAACGCACUAACAACUACCACUUGCUCAUUGGUUCGUAAAAAGCGGAAAUUUUUAACACCAAAGAGUGGAACUUCUACAACAGCUGAAUUACAGACGAAAGAAAGCGCUUCUCCAGUACCAACCGAACAUACAGAUCAAAACAGCGAAUCUGAAGCUUCCUCCUCCUCACUCUCCCCAGUCGGGACGGGUUCCAAAAAGUCUUCUUUGAUAUCCUUGUCUAAUUCCUUUUCGUUGGAAAUCAAGCCCAAAAAGAGGGUUUCUUGGGCCGAUGAGGACAAAUUACAAUCGUUUUUUUAUUUUGAGUUAGACGAAUCCGAAAGAGUUAACGUGAACCGGGUUUCAUUGGAAGAAAUUAGACGAAAAGAGUUGUCAAUGGAGCGCCAAGUUUUCCGGCGGAACAGCGAUGAUGCUAUAAUUACUUCUCAAAAAUGGCAUACUCCUCUCCCACUGGAACGUAUGUUCCUGGUCGAGCCUGGCUACAAGUCAUCCGAGCGUCAGGUGCAAACUGAACGCGAGCGUUACGUGCUUCAGGCUAUAUAUUUCACUCGAGAGAGCAUCCCAUCGACCCCCGAGGAGCCAGAUCCCGAGGUCGUUGAGGCCUCUGCUCCCCUGGAUAUUCCCCUUGAAGAUUUAGCCGCUCUUGACGCGAAUGGUGCCCUUGGAUCUCAGUUGUCUUCUGAGAAACUUCUGGUCAUGAAAGACUCUAUGGGAAAUACACAGAUGUCACUGAACCCGGAGAUAGCAGAUUUAGUUAAAUCCCUCGCAGCAAAUCUCUCUAGCGUCCCCUCCGUCGAUCAACCAGCCGCGUCCGCCAAUUGUACUGAAAAAAGUCAUCUACCAGACACUAACAAUCCGCUAGUGCCUACAGCGACUUCACAAUCACUUACAAACGAUGAGUCACAGAAACCUAACUCCUCUUCAAAACAAACAUUAAAGCAUGAACUGUGGGAAGUUCUCGAAGAAAAUUAUCCUGACAUCAGUGUCCGCGAACUGAGCGCAGAACGCAUUCGAGAUUUGUUGGAACCCCUGCGAGAUCAGUUGAUAGCUAAAGGAAUUUUCCACUUGCCUCACUCAGACAGCUUUUAUCCAACAAUGCCACCGUUCCAACAGUCUCCCCCUAGGCCCCAUCUUAACUAUGGCCCUCGUCCUAUUUAUCAAAAUGUCCCACCUCCACAUCUUCCUCCCCCUGUCUCCCUUCCUGACUUCCGUUCCGUCACUCCAAUGCCCCGUCCCGGUUCCCUUCAUCCAGGGUCCUUUCGACCUGGUCCAUCUAAUUUUCCCCCACUGGGGCCACCGAUUCAGUACCCGUGUGGUCCAGGCCCACUCCAUAACCUUCCGCCUCCCCCACAUCGUCCCACUCCGUACACGCGCGGCGGUGCCGGUCGGGCUGUUCGCGGUAGCCAACCUUGCAAGUUUUUCCAACAGGGUACUUGCCGUAACGGACCUGCAUGUGGUUUUCUCCACACUAAACGGUGAUAUACUUACCAAUCGCUUCAAACAAAUUUGUACAUAGUUCAUUUACGAUUACUUAAAGCCUGACGUUACGUAUUUUGGCUCUCAUCAGAGUGGAUUUCGAUCAUUGUACAUAAAACGAGUACAACGGGCUACUUAAGUAAAUUUUUAUUUAGACUAAAUCUGUCGUCUGAAUGAAAUGUAGUCAGUCUCUUGACUAUCUCGGAGUCGGCUAACUUCCUCAGAUAUAGAACUGAAAUUCUCCGUUCGAGUUUACAUAUCUCAAUGGUGCGCUUCCCAAAUACCGCCGAAGUUUCUUUCCAUUGGUCUCUUCUGAUGGUUUAAUUACGACCUGUAGUUUAGUCGUGUUAUUUCAUUGGACGGGUUGCUUACCUUGCGUAUUCCGAUUUCGCGCAUCUUCUUCACUUCCAAUUCCAGCAGUUGUUGGUCUGUGAAACAAAAUGCAGUUAUCCCGUGGCAUCACACCACUAUAUUCACACUUACAGACGAGUUCCUUCUCCACACGAUUCUCCACAGCAAAAACGGCCACCCUGCCCACAUGCGGCUCCGUUUGCAAUCCAAUAAUCAGUCCAAUUGGAAUGUGCGUAUCGGUAAAACACUGAAAAAUACAUAAAAUCCGAUGUAC